Mycosarcoma maydis (corn smut) is the source of this 4479-nucleotide messenger RNA. RefSeq lists its product as uncharacterized. NCBI's taxonomy places the organism in Eukaryota, Fungi, Basidiomycota, Ustilaginomycetes, Ustilaginales. Bases 1 to 4479 code for a protein of 1492 amino acids. The transcript has a single exon. The record is from RefSeq and is a predicted model, not a curated record.
AUGUUCUCGCAGUGGAAACGCAAACGCCACUAUCCUAUGGAUGCUGGCCCCUCGGUGAUUCCGAUGAGCUCUUCUCAACCCGCCUCGCCCGUUUCGACGUUGUUUCCUCGCACCGACACGCCUCGAUCCAUACCACCCCAGUCCUUUCAAGGUCGCCCUACCGGCGUCAAGACGUUCGGCAAGGUUGUCAUCGGCAAAGGCACGCGACGAAGACCAGCGACUCGUGAAGGCUCGCAUGGCACCCCAUCGCCCAUGAGCUUUGCUGCUGGUCCUCGCAAUUCGAGCAGAGGCACCAACGAUCUUGAGUUUGGUGGAGGUGUCGUGCCAGACGAUUCGCAAUCGGAUGCGGAUCUAUCCGAUUCGUCCAUGUCUCCCAUCACGCCUCAAAACAUAGCCAGUACCAUCGGCAAGCAAAGCAGGCAUAGCAUCUCUUCAGUCAUAAGUAGCGACCGUGCCACACCAUUCUCACCCUCCAAAGUCACCCAUCCUUCGUCUGACGAUCUAAGUGCUCGUGUCCGCACCAAUUCCAUCGACUCGGAUUCGGUCGGCAGCCUCAACGACUUUCGCACCUUGAUCUCCUUCUCCUCGCCUCCUGACCUCCUCGAUCGAGAAAGUCCUGCCUUGACCCCUUCCACCACCUUGUCCACCCCCGACGUUACCUCUACCGUGGCCGCUACCAUCAACAAGUCUGCCCGUGUUCCGAUCGCAGAUCAACCUCAGCCGCUCCUUCCUGCAUCCUCAUUGGCAGCAGCCGAGCCAAAUCUGCUCAUAUCUUCCUUCAAGAUCAGCGCUACAGACAGCCUCGAAGCAGGAAGGAAACCGUACAAAAGGGUGCCACCCAACGUUGCCUCAAUCGGUACGGACGAAUCUCCGAACAACGGCGCCCGCCGUGGAUCCACUCCCACUAGUGUUCCCGAAUCUGUCUCCCAAUGUGGCUCGUCCCAACUUCCGUGCGAAGAGUUCCAAUCGCCAGGUCAGGCAAGAUUUGCCCUGGACACGAUGCGUGGUCACGAAGAAAGCACACAACGAGGCUCGCAAGUCGCAGCCACCUUUGGCCUUGGUAUCAGCAGCGCUUCGGAGCAGACUCAGGCCGCCUCUUCAUGUAGCAGCCGUGCCAAUCACCCCUUUCCCUGUCGCAGCAUCAGCACGCACCGCCACACCAAAACCACCAGCGACCUGUCUGCCAACAGCUCUGUGGACAGCUGGGGCCCUGCCUCGUUCGGUCACGACAGUCUUCGCAUGUCGCUCGAGACAGAUCGGCUCAACGAGCCAACAAAGACUGCCUCAUCAUCCUCGAUCAAGACGCACAGGACCUACGUCAGCGACAGCGACCACAGCGCGACCACAGUAGAGACGAGCACUGACGUUCCCGACAUCGACCCCUUGUCACCCAUCAAGGAGCACACCGAGUCGCCAGAUCCCACGCUUCAUCAGCACACGUCACCUGUCAUUGGUCUCAGCCGGUCGCCAACGGCGGCAUUUUCCGAAGCUUGCGGAUUCACCUCUUCGGUAGUGUCCGCUAGGUCUGACGAGAUUCGUUCUGCAUCGCACUCACAGCAAUUUGCUCGCUCGCCGGACCAUUUGGUCGGCCUAAAUGAAAUUCGGGAGGGUCAAUGGGACAACCAACAGACUGCUUCCAACUCUUUCUUGCCAACUUCAGCCGAUAGUAUGAGUUCACCGAGUUGUGACGCUUCCACAAAAAGCGUGUCGCAAUUGUCUGCCACAGGUGGACUGCUGCCCCCUCUGGAACUUGAAGACUCCGUUCAGAGGACGCAUGCACGCAGUGCAUCUAACGCUUCCUGGACCUAUUCACGCAAAUUCUCGUCCGAGCAGUACAGCACAACCGGCCCUCGCCGUGGCUCCGCUGAUACAGCCUUUCAGGUCACCAACCAUCGCUUGCUCCCAGAGACUUACACUGCUCCCCUGCCAUCGCAGCCGUUUCCUCUGUCGACGUCCAUCUCGGUACCGAUGCUUCCAGCCGAUUUUGCACGAUCGAAACCUCAAGCAUCAGAGCCAAACACUCCCAAUCUAGCCUACGAAGCAGCGCUAGCCAAAGCGGUGGGCAUGCAGAGGAAGCAUCGACCCGCAGCAUUGGCACUCAACCAUGCAGCAUUAUCCGCGUUUGCCCCUAGCGGGUCCAUAGAAUACUCCUUCACGCUCGAUAAGAACGGAUGCUCCUUCGCAUCACCCAGCAGUUUCGCCUUCAAAGGAAUGGUCAGUCCUGGCAGAACGCGUGCUCCACCCCCCUCGGCUCCACCAGCCGAACCGCUGCCACCCAUUCCCAUCACCCCCUCACUCACGCCAAAGAGCCCAAGUGUUCGACAACGUACCGAAUCGUGUGCCACUUCUGUCAGCAGCACGAAAACGUUUGGAGCCGACGCCAAGGAUCCGCUCGCAACACCAACGCAAGUACAUUCUUCGUCUUUCAGUGCAAAAGAGCAAUCUCAGGAUCAUUCGCCACGUCUGGACCCGGCUUCAGCUGCUACUUUGGCGAACGCGAUUUCUGGCGUACAGCCCCUGACCGCUUCUGAGAGCGCGAAUCAGAUUAGGGCUGCAACGCAGAUCGAGACGGAAUACCAAGGCCCUAUCCAAAGCAGUUCGUCUGUUUUGCCACCAGCAGAGGAAGGCCCGUCCCGCCCGUCAACCGCCGUGUCGGCAGAGGAAAGCUCGGACAGCACAGCAACCUUGGAAGUGGCUCAAAUAGUCACUCGAACUCCCAUUCGGCCUGCGCGACUGUCAAUGAGCAACAAGGGCAACGAUCUGCAGGAGACAAGCAAGACGGCCGCACCUGCCGUUGUUGCCGCUGAGCAUGCUGAUGGACAGAUUGCCUCGCCCAUUAUAAAAUCGCGCCUUCUCAAAGGUACAGCGCUUGUCACUACAGCUAACGUCGACGCGGAAAAGUCUAGCUCGACUGAGGCAUCGAGUCGAAAGGUCUCUGACAACACGCCACAGAAGCAGACUACUCAGUUCUUGCCGUCUUCGACGCAACGCACAUCGUCUGUAGACAAGCCAUCCCGCCCACCUCCGAGCGCAUGGACUAGGCGCGGCGUUGGCCCGAUUGCGCAUACAGACACCUCGACUCGGAACGCCUCUGAUGCGGGUCACGGCGGCGACGAGGAGCCUCGCGGCGGCGCAAGCAGCGUCGCCAGCUGUCACUCUACCAUUUCGAACAUUAGCGAUCGUCGUAUGGAAGUGCUGCAAGAUAAGGAAGCGCUGCUUUCAGCGCUGAGCGAGUCUUCGCGCAAAGAAUUCAUGAAGCGCGCUCAGGGACGUUUCGCCGGAGCGUUCAGCGAAGUGUCGGCAGCAUUCCGACAGCUGCAAGCAGACAAGUUGCUGUUGGAGCAGAUUGUGCGCGAAAAGACACCGCUGGUGGGCGUUGGGACCAACCACGAAAUGCUCAGCAGCUACCUUUCGGCGAUGAAUGCCAAAGUGGAGCAGAGCAACGCCGAGAUUCGCAAGCUGCUGGAUCUGCUCGAACAGCAACGAGAGGUUAUGGAUCAGAUGAUGGCCACGCACCAGUUGCAGAGGGACACGUACGAGGAAGAUCUGAAUCAUAUGCACACGGCGAUGCAACAGGCACAGGUGGAAGCGGAAAAUGGUCGAGCGGAGGUGGUCAAGCUGAACGAGGAGCUGACGAAAGCGCAUGCGCAGCUGGUGCAGGCGAGCGCCGAGGCGAUGCGUGCCAGGACGACGCUGGCGGAAGAGGGCAGGAAGAGGGAGAAAGUGGUAGUGCUGUUGAGGCAGGCGAAAGAGCGGUUGAGGGAGGUCGAGGCGGAGCAGCAGCAGCAGCAGCAGCAGCAACAGCAAUGUGAGCGCGGACUCGGCCAUGACGAGUUGGAGCACGUCGAACGACUCUCGGAAGAUGACAUGGGGCUGUCACGGCAUUCAGCGUGCGCAGAAAGCGAGGCGGAACAACUACGACGGAUGCUCGCCGAGCGUGAUGCCGAGAUCUCGGCCCUGCGCCUCUCGCACGCUGACUCGCUGAUCAACUCGCCGCCUCUGCCACCGGCGUCGGGGUCGACUUCGGCGUCAGCGGAGCUUGAUGCUUGCUAUUCAGGCACGAGCCCAAGCCCGAGCCCGAGCUCAGAGCUCGAGCAGCUGCGUGAGCAGCUAUGCUCGCAGCGCGAGCGCGAACGGCACAUCCGGAGCGCGUACCUGUACGUGCGCGAAGAACUGCGCAAGGUGAAUCUCGAGCGACGCCGCUCGUCGAUGCACGGUUUAGUGUCACCCGCGAGCGCAGCUGCAGCUGGAGCUGCAGCCCGAGUGGAUGGCUCGCCUUCGCCGCGCACGAGGGACGAUACGGCGGUCAAGUUGAAGCGUCUGAGCUUGCCGAUCGUCGCACGUGCGUCAGCCAUCGCGCUGGCGAGUGCAGGUUACGCCGAGUCUGCAUUUGCAGACCAGCAGGACGCAAGGAGCUCCAAACCAAGUUCGCCACCAAGCGCCUUUCGGCCACCGUCUAGUCAGUGGCCACAAGCCUGA